GGGAACGGCGGCCAGCUCUCGCGAGUCUUCCCUGGAGUCGGAGCGCGGGGCCGGGUAGUAAGCAAAGCUGUAGUUUAGGGCGAGAAACAUGUCGGAUUCAGAGCUCGGCAGGAAGUGGGACCGGUGCUUGGCGGAUACGGUCGUCAAGAUAGGUACUGGUUUUGGAUUAGGACUUGUUUUCUCACUUACCUUCUUUAAAAGGAGAAUGUGGCCGCUGGCCUUCGGCUCCGGCAUGGGACUGGGCAUGGCCUACUCCAACUGCCAGCACGACUUCCAGUCUCCGUACCUGCUGCAUGGGAAGUAUGUCAAAGAGCAGGAGCACUGACCCCACCUGAGAACACCCCAGUGGGAGGCGAAGAGAAGUCAUGUUUAUUCCUCAGGAACCCUGAAGUGCUCUGGAGUAAGCCGACAUUCUUCUGUAGCGAUGUUUUCAGCAAUGCUUUAAACUCCAGCACACUGUUUAUGUAUUUGAAACCAAGGCUGUUUCUUGUUUUGUAUUUUCUCUCUGGAAAUUGCAAGGAGGUGGUCUUAGAAGAAAUAAAUUAAACAGAAAUGGGCA
This is a messenger RNA of Artibeus jamaicensis (Jamaican fruit-eating bat), 559 nucleotides long. It is a transcript of the gene MICOS10, whose product is annotated as mitochondrial contact site and cristae organizing system subunit 10. NCBI's taxonomy places the organism in Eukaryota, Metazoa, Chordata, Mammalia, Chiroptera, Phyllostomidae. The record is from RefSeq and is a predicted model, not a curated record. Bases 89 to 325 code for a protein of 78 amino acids. The transcript has 4 exons. Gene Ontology annotation, cellular component: mitochondrion; mitochondrial inner membrane; MICOS complex.